This is a messenger RNA of Colias croceus (clouded yellow), 4058 nucleotides long. It is a transcript of the gene Nep3, whose product is annotated as endothelin-converting enzyme homolog. Lineage: Eukaryota; Metazoa; Arthropoda; Insecta; Lepidoptera; Pieridae. Gene Ontology annotation, cellular component: plasma membrane. Gene Ontology annotation, molecular function: metalloendopeptidase activity. The transcript is spliced from 14 exons. The coding region runs from base 159 to 2639 and encodes 826 amino acids. Gene Ontology annotation, biological process: protein processing. The record is from RefSeq and is a predicted model, not a curated record.
CACUUACAAACGUGCGGUCGACCUAUUUACAUAUUUAUUAACAUUUAAAAUUUAAACAAGAAAUACACGCGUAUACAAAAAGUAUAGCUUUAUAGUCAACAUGUCAAAUUUGAAAUAAGUGUGAUGUGUGUUUAGAAAAAAAUAAACAAAAAUAAACAAUGUCGUCAAACAUGGAUAGUCAGUCUACACCGACCCCCGAGGACACACCGACCCCUUCUCCAGGGGUUGAAGUCGUGAACAAGUUCAACUGGCUGAAACAUGCGAAGAACGCUCGUCACAACCCUUUCCGACCCUCUUUGACGAGAGAGAGUUCCACCUCUGAACUGUUUACGAGAGAGAACUCCAGUGCGGACUUUUUCCAGAAUUCCAGAUUGAAUCUGUUUGAAAGCGCGCCUAAACCUGAAGUUAGGAAUUAUAGCAAGGGUCUGACCUUCCUAGCAUGGCACCAACGGACGAAGCUAGAGCGGUUCCUGCUGGUUUUCAGCGGGAUCCUCUUCUUGAUGGUGAUGCUGACCACUACGCUGUUAGUCAGCACGCAGACAGCGUCGUAUCCUCGCGUGCCAGCCGUUGAAAAGGAUAGCGAUCUCUGCCUAUCAGGCACAUGCAUCUACACAGCUAGCGAGGUUAUAAAGGCCCUGGAUGAAACACAGAACCCUUGCGAUGAUUUCUACCAGUUCGCGUGUGGGGGUUGGGUGAAAAACAACCCUAUACCUGAAGGGAAAUCCAACUGGGGUAUAUUUAGUCAGAUAGAGCUGCAGAAUCAGCUGAUUAUAAAGACUGCUAUGGAAAAAAUAAACCUCAACGUGACCACCGGAGCAGAAGCGAAAGCUCGAAUCUAUUACGACGCUUGUGUAGACACAAAUGAAACAAUAGAAAGGUUGGGAGAUAAACCACUGAUCGGCAUCAUAAAGAAGCUGGGAGGCUGGCAUAUUCUGCCAAACACGCUUGUGAGAACGCAGAAGUGGGAUCUGCAGAAGCUAUUGCAGGAUAUUCAGAAUAGAUAUAAUUUGGGUGGUCUAUUCAACUGGGCGGUUACAGAAGAUGACAGAAAUUCAACUAAGCAUGUUAUAGUGCUCGACCAAGGAGGUCUAAACCUACCCACCAGGGACAAUUACCUAAACAAAACAGCUCACAAAAAGGUCCUAGAUGCCUAUCUCGACUAUAUGACUCGUAUUUGCGUAUUACUUGGUGCCAAUAAAACUGAAGCUAGGCAGCAAAUGAGCAAAGUAAUACAAUUUGAGACAGAAUUGGCCAAUAUAACCACCCCUUCUGAGGAUAGAAGGGAUGAAGAAGGGUUGUACAAUCCGUUUACCGUGAAACAGUGGCAAAGAGAAGCGCCAUUUUUAAAUUGGAGCGUGUUUUUCAAUGAUGCGUUCAGAUUGGUUAAUAGGACGAUUCCUGACAAUGAGACAAUAGUAGUGUACGCGCCGGAGUAUUUUAGAAACUUGACCAAAGUACUCAGAAAGUACAGUAAAACCGAAGAAGACCAAAGAACAAUCACCAGCUACAUGAUGUGGCAAGUAUCGAGAUCUCUCUCCACGUAUUUAUCUAAACCUUUCCGAGAUGCAUCUAAGAUAUUGAGAAAAGCACUAUUUGGUUCCGAAGGAGCGGAAGAAUCCUGGAGAUAUUGUGUUACGGAUACUAAUAAUGCUAUUGGAUUUGCGGUAGGCGCAAUGUUCGUCCGGGAAGUUUUCCACGGUGCUGCCAAAACGGAAGGCGAGAUCAUGAUAGAUAACAUCCGGGCGGCAUUCAAGAAGCAUCUCAAGCAAUUGGACUGGAUGGACGCGGAGACGAGAGAGGCUGCGGAGAGCAAGGCAGAUGCUAUUACUGAUAUGAUUGGUUUUCCGGAUUACAUUCUGAACAAGGAAGAAUUAGAUAAACAAUACGAAGAGCUGAUAGUCAAACCCAAUGAGUAUUUUGAAAACAAUAUUGCGUUUAAUACAUUCAGUCUGAAACAUGACUUGAGGAAACUAGACCAGCCUGUCAAUAAGACGAAAUGGGGCAUGACACCAUCAACAGUGAACGCCUAUUACACUCCUACCAAGAACCAAAUCGUAUUUCCCGCGGGAAUCCUUCAAGCUCCCUUCUACGACGAGAACAACCCCAAGUGCGUGAACUACGGGGCCAUGGGGGUGGUCAUGGGACAUGAACUGACCCAUGCGUUUGAUGACCAGGGACGGGAAUAUGAUAGAUUCGGCAAUUUGAACCAAUGGUGGAACAACGCAACCAUAGCUCGCUUCAAGAAGAGGGCGGAGUGCAUACAGACGCAGUACUCACAGUACUCCAUGGAAGGACAGCGGCUUAACGGCAAACAGACUUUGGGUGAAAACAUAGCAGAUAAUGGUGGCCUAAAAGCAUCGUAUCACGCGUAUUUGGAGUACAGUAAGACAGCAGCUAAGAACUACACUCUCCCUGGAUUGAAGUACUCGCAUAGACAAUUGUUCUUUAUAUCGUUUGCACAGGUUUGGUGUUCCGCAAUGACAAAAGAAUCGACCAAAAUACAAAUCGAAAAAGAUGACCACACGGUAGCAAAGUACCGCGUUAUCGGACCAAUAUCGAAUCUUCCAGAAUUUUCUACGGAAUUCAACUGCCCUCUAGGUUCCACAAUGAACCCUAAACAAAAGUGUGAAGUAUGGUAACAUGAGACAGCUUUAAUUUUUUAUUAGUAAUAAAAAAAAACAAUAUUGAAGGUAGCUACCUAUAUAUUAGAUGAAAACUUUUUGUAUGAUACAAAAAUUCAGCUUGUAAAAGGCUUCAGAACUUACAAUUCUAAAAUCAAAUAGGACCAUAGAUAAAAUAAACGUUUUGUUAUAAUUUUUGGACUGGCAAUGAAUUUACAAAUUCUUUAUUACCUUGACUAUACAGUUAUAUUUCACAUAGUAGAUAAGUGAAAUUAAAUUGUAUAGAUACUCUAAUAAUUCUUUAGAACAUAAUAUUCUUUAGUUCUAGACAACAUGUACAAAGACCGUUUUAUAUUUAUUUAAGAUUAUUAUUUUGAAAACCGCCUCAUAAGUAAAUGAAACAUUUCUAAGCAGUCACAACUUAAUAUAAUUAUUAUAGUUAUCGAUUAAAGUUAUGUGUAUUGUGGAGUUUGUAUGUAAGAUUAAAUGACGCUUAAAAGAAACGCAUACAAAAUAUAUUAUUCAAAGGUGAAAUUAUUCAUAAUAUUAUCUAUUAAAAAAAUAUAAAAAUGACAACACUAUGAAUUAUAAUAUAUGUUGCCAGUUUCUUUAUUAUUUUAUUUUUGACAUAUACAUAGAUACAACACAAAAUAAUUUUUAAAUAGGUAACUAUAAAUGCUUAUAUUAGAUAGAUGAAACGUUAUAAUGUAUUAGUAUAGUAAAUGUAUGUAUAGUGUAGUAGUCAUAUGAAUAUUCAGUAAAAUUUCAAAAGGUCUUGAGUUUAAAUUCAUAAAAAAUGUAGGUAAAAAAUAUUAUUUCUCUUUUUAUUAUAAACACUAUGAGCGAACAAACAUCUAAAAUAAAAUGGACAAUACAGGGCAUCCGUCCUAUCAACAGCUAUGAAAAAAAAUAAUCAUUUUUUUAGCCAAAUAUAAGUAAAUAAUGCAUUUAAAGUUUGACAGUUAUUUAAUAAAUUACUAUUAGUAUGUUUUGAGCAAGUAUUGAGCGCUUUCAAGCAUUUUCGCUUACAAACGAGUCACGGAUAUCUCGCUCAAAUUGAGUUACUCAAAAUAAUAACAUGAAAUAUAUAAAAUUGUUUAUUUAAGAAACGCAGAUUUAUUGUAUUAAAAUGUUAUACUUAUGUAGUUAUCUAUAUUAUUUAUAUCCUUAAUUUAUUCAAAAGGACAACAAAGAUAACAUUGUAAUUUUACCAUUUUAAACUUUAAUUUAUUUCAGAUAGUAGGUAUAAAAACACACGACACAAAUUUAGAUAAAUAAGAACCAAAUGUUUGUACAAAAUAUAGCCUUGAAUGUUGUGUUGCUUUCGCUUGUGUAAACAUGUAAGUAAUAAGUAUACAUUGUAAUUAUUAUUUUAAGGGCUGAUUUUUCAAUCCUUGGUUAAAACUUAUUCAUCGAAUAACAUAUUAAACUACCAUU